CCCCCCCCCCCCCCUCGGAAAAAUCCUAGAUCCGCCCCUGCACAAGGAGAUCAGAUUUCUUUUGUUUGUUUGUUUCAGAGCAUUGAGAAAGGUUCCUGCUUUCGCAGGCGGUGUGCUACUUAUUUCCGCAGUCAAGGCUAGACCCCCUUGUAAAGUUUCGCGGCCCAAUCGCUGCUUAUUUGCAUACUUUUGACGUAGCCUUCUCUCCUGCAUGUAUUGAUUGGGGGUUCCCCUGCGAAGGAAAAUGAUUGCGGUGUGAUGAGCAAUGGCGGUACGCGUCACCCGGUGCAACAACUUUUUGCGUCACCCCAGCCCAAUAUUUCCGAAAUUUAUAGUUCUUUUCUUUUAUUUUUUCUGCGUAGUCUUCCAAGUCUGCACGCCUAAAAAUAUUUUUAACUGUUCUAUGCCCCCUAGACAACAGCGCUAAACAGUGUAAAUGGCUCUGAAAAAAAUGCACAGUUCCGUGAAAAAUUACAAAAGCUCUCGAAUUUUUACAGUUUUCUCAGGACAUCAAAUCUCGAUAAAAAGUGUCGGUCAACCUUCAACGGGCAUUCGCACGAAAGUGUUAUUCUUUGCCUUCACUCAGAAGAGGUUUGGUUGGAAUUUGCGAAAAAGCUAUUUUUCGUUAGAUUCCUUUUUCUUUUUUUUCUUUCUUUCUUUGCACCAGGUAGGUCACACGUUACAUCGCGCAAUGUUCAAGAGGCGCCCACGAAGCGAAAAAAAGAAAAAAGGCGUAUAAAAUAAGCCGGGAAGGCUUUGGCUGCAUAGGAACAAUGAACCACAAUUUACAGUAUCUGAAAGAAAUCAGGGAUGGUCAAGCGCAUGCAGUGUCUGGUACGUUUGGCAUGGAAUGACCCAGAUUACAGCAUGGUAAAGCUACGCUAAAAGUGUAACCUUACAGUGUGUGUAACAGUGCGCGCAAACCCCUGAGUCCUACAAAGAUUAAAGCACUGUGUGCGCACUAAGCUUGGUAGUAUGCAAAAUAGAACAGCGUGUUGUUCUCUGCUCUAGCAACAUUUAUAUGCUAGCAACACACCUAAAAUAAACAAUUAUUGCAUGCAGGUUGCAUAUCAAAGCCACUUGAUCAAAGCAGACGACGCUACGGCGCCGUACAGGUAUAAGGCCUAAACUUUUGAAAGACCGUAAACGUCACUCACCCACAAAUUCUCUCCCAUGUGUCCUCCAGUACUUUCUGGCUUUUUCUGUCACUGUCAGAAGACUCGCAACUUUACCACUAUCCAACUUCUCUUCCAUUAACGCUACAAUUUCAUCAUAUAUAUCUUCAGCGAUGGGAGGUUUGCAACGAUCACGCAACCUCGCAACCCUCUGUGUCACGAUCGCGUCCACCAUUUGUGCCAUUUGACGAUAGUUUUUCUGCUGACUGGGAGUGCGAAGACUAUAACUAGACAUCAGAUUUACCAAAUAAUUUGCACCCAACGUGUUACCAGCUCAUGUGUUGCAUCGUCGGCCAGCGGGCAGCUUUAGGACAAAACCAAAAUGGCGGCGCCUGCGCUGUAGUUCUUUCGUCUGCUACCAGGGACAAGAAAAGCCCUUCGCAGGAUGAAGCCAAGAAAGUGGCGCAUUUUGCUUGUUGGAGAAGGCAAUUUCUCGUUUACAGUAGCCUUAUUGGGAAAACUCGAACAUACGGAAAUCAUAGCAACCUGCUCGCAGGAACAGAACCCAUACAGUACAGAGCAACAGAAAUACAUGUCGCAGGCAGAUGCAAUGGGAGCGCGUGUACUGACGAAUGUGGACGCACGUUGUCUACAUUUACAUCCGAACAUAUAUACCGACAAGUUUGAUUGUAUCAUCUUCAAUUUUCCCCACGUCGGAGGAAAGAUGAAAAUCUGUAGAAACAGAAAACUUGUGAAAGAUUUCUUCACCAGUGCCAGCCAACUGUUGGCACCUAAGGGAGAGAUCUGGAUGACACUGUGCAAGGGCCAGGGAGGAACACCCGCUGACAGUCUGCACAGGCGAAAGGACGACACUUGGAAGGUGGUGGAAAUGGCUGCUUACGGCGGACUGGUGCUCACUGCUGUUCGGUCCUUCAAGGCCGCAGAGUAUGCUGGUUAUAAUCCAAUUGGGUACAGAAGUGGAGCAAAGCCAUUUAGCAUUGAAGGUGCAUUGACACACAUAUUUGAAUGGCGUGGAUUCCCUAUUGUCCAUGAUCUUGGCCAUCAACACGACUACAUGGUAGAAUGUAUCAGGGCUGCAUUUUCGAAGGAUUCUCAUCCACUCCAUAUGGUUGGCCGCCAAAUUGAAGAUUUGAUCAACGAUGAGCAAGAUUCUAUCUCCAUUAUCAGUGGAAGAGACUGGGGGAUCAGUGAGGUGUUCCACUGCAAAGCAAACAUCAAGUGUCGUUGCAUGUUUGUUCUAAGGAAAUCGACGUCACCUCUAGAUCCACCCUUUAACCACGUGGUCGAACUUAGAGAAUUAAAUGAUGCCAAGGACUUUCUCAGCAAAGCAUUGAACUUUGCAACUGUUCUGACAGACAAGUGUUGUCAAGCCAUGUGUGAGUGUAAAGACAUGGACUCCACAGUACACCUUUUGUGCGGCAAUCUAUGUGUUGGAACUAUCACCAUAGUUGAUGCCUGUCAGGUGUUGUCCAUAAAACUUGAACAAACAGCCAUGGCACAGUUGAACAUGGUUGACUGGCACCAAUUGCUGCCCUUAGACUGUGAAGAGAGCCUCUACCCUGAAGAACACUGGAUGGACUCCAGCUUCUGGAUACCAGAGGAAUUUAGUGAAACUAGAUUUUUAAAAGUUGCACGGCUAGCUGCUGGGGACUCCUUACACACCCUUUUCCUCUUAGACAGGUACAAAGAUGCGAAAAGUGGACGUACCAGCAUGUGCUACAGGUUUUGUUACAGGUCAUUAAAUCGUGCACUCACCAGAGAGGCGGCAAAGUGUGUGCAUGAGGUCGUCCGUACAGCUGCAGAACAACAGCUUGGAGUUGAACUAAGGUGACAGCGUGUUCUGUAGUGCCUACUUUAUCUACACAGUGUGGUCUCAUAUGUCAGGAAGCAAGCUUGGGCGAAUCUAGUAGCAGAUGAUGAUCAUUACUCUUGAUGGACAACGCUACCCAGAACGACAGGGCAUACAGGGUGUCCACCGUAACUAUAGAAGUAAUUUUUAAAAAUAGAAAAAUCACCUUUUCCCAGUUUUAACCAAUGGCGAUGUACUCUAUGCCUAAAUGCCCACCCUAACAGGGCACAGGCAAGCUUCUGUGUCGAUGCAUUAAUUAACCUUUUUAAUUAUCAGUGAUAGAAGAUUGACCCAAUGAGAACAUCGAAUCCCUUGGAGUCACUGGUAACAUUACCGUUUUCAGAACAAAAAUCGAGAGAGUUAUAGCGAGAGGAAAGGGCCUGGAAAUAAGGCGAUCUGGUGGUCGUUUUUCGAUGCUCAAGUAGAAGCGCUCCCGUUUUCCUUUCCUCAGUAUGCGGGGGAAGGAAAACACUGUCGCAGGGGAGACAGAUUGGUGCAACAGCCAUUUCCCACCCCCGCAUACACAGGAAAUGAAAACGGGAGCGCUUCUACUUGAGCGUCGAAAAAUGACCACCAGAGCACCUUAUUUCCAGGCCCUUUCCUCGCGCCAGUUACCAGUGACCCCAAGGGAUCCGAUGUUCUCAUUAGGUCAAUCUUCUAUCGUUGAUAAUUAAUGCAUCGUUACAGAAGCUUGCCUGGGCCUUUAGGCGUAGAGUACAUUGCC
Molecule: messenger RNA, 3709 nt
Organism: Ornithodoros turicata
Lineage: Eukaryota; Metazoa; Arthropoda; Arachnida; Ixodida; Argasidae
Product: ferredoxin-fold anticodon-binding domain-containing protein 1-like
Exons: 5
Coding region: 1561-2967 (468 amino acids)
Biological process (GO): rRNA base methylation
Cellular component (GO): cytoplasm
Molecular function (GO): rRNA (uridine-N3-)-methyltransferase activity
Source: RefSeq, a predicted model, not a curated record